UACGAAACAAAUAACCAUGUAUCUAUAUAGUAUAAAAUUUCACACGUAAGAAUUAUUUUUGCGUCUGCAUGCAACCGUAAGAACGAAUUUGGUGAAAAUAUAAUAACACGCGGAAACUAUCAACCUAUAAAAAAAAUAAAAAAAAUAUGCCGUGUCAAAUAGACGAUAUGCAAAAUAUGCAAAGGGUGAGAGGGGGCUGAGUCUGCGUUACUUUCUGUUACACAAAAAGGAGGGGGAUAGUUGAGAUCGCUACGUAACUGUGAUGUUUGCUCAAAAUUUAAAAUUUUGGAGUGGGGCUAGGUUGUUCAGCGUUACGUGAAAGCAGGGUCAUAUGGAAUGGUAAUUAUUGUUACAUAGGGGGAGGGGAUUAGAAAUCUAUAUUUUUAGCGUUAAGUAAUUUGUGUACGACGCCUAAUUAGCUAUUUUUAGAUAUAUCUGUCAUUACGGCAACAUUAAAGGCAGUAUGUUGAGGUCUUUUUACUCGGGGGAAGCGCUCCAAAUUUCUAUGGGACCGCGUCGAAAAAGACUUUUUUGAAUCGAAAAUAUAACGAAGAAAACCGUUUUAAAAUGUUUGAACCUCGUUUGAGACUGAUAAUGAUCAAUCUAGAGACCCAAAUGCAAUACUUGAAAUUUUCAGCAUUUACAACAUUUUAAUGCUAAAUGUUACUAAGCCUUUCGAAAAAGUCUUACGUUAUUUAUGAAUGACACCUAACGCUCUCCAGUCGCUUUAUAGUUAAUAUGUUAAUAGUGGUUAAUAUGUUCGCUUUGGGUAAAGAUGUUCAUGUUAUUAAUCAGGGCAUCUUAUUAUAAGGCAGCUUGUACACCCAGACCCAUGUCAUAGCAACUGUUUUCUAAAGCCACCGUCGAUGAUGAUGGCACUAGCGUUAAUGGUCUUAAGCUCCGACAUUGUGUCGCAUGUGCUACUGCACGGAUUGUUUGCGUGCUUCUAACUAUACUGAAUGAAGGGUUUUCCGGAGCGUGUUGAAACAUGUUUGAACGUGACCAUUUAUGUUCUGCACAAAAUCCAUAAAAUGUUCAAAACACAACAAACGUUUUACGCCUUUUUUAUUUCUACCUAUUACUUGCAACAACAGUUGAUCUGGCAUGUACGAAGCUUAUGCGGCGGUUUCGCCAGCACUAACAGCUUUUUAACGUAAAAUCGAGCCAGAGAGCCAGAUAAAAACGGCUUCAAGCAAAGUGUAUGGGAAUUACGUUCGUAAAAGGGAUGUGCUUACAUCCUUGUUUCGACGUGUUCGCAAACAAAGUAUUGAAAUAAUCUCUUUUAUGUGAUAACAGUUAACAUGUGAAAUAUUUUACUCUGAAUUUAUGAUUUUAUUUGCUUACCUGCAGUUUUCGAAAUAAUGUCAUAAAACACUAAAAAUUGCAUUCCACCUUUUUACGUGCCAUAAUGCCGAACUAUAUCCAGCUUUUUACGCGCCAUAAUGGCGGACGCUAUAAUGCAAAGUUCGUAAUUCGCGUUGACGGUGUUGCUGAUAUUUGUUUGGUUUUUGCAUGCGAAAAAGAAGGAAGGAAAUAUUUUUGCCUUUGUCAUCACACACAUUAUGACAAUUACAUAUGAGUGUUCACGUAGGUGCGAACAGCCUUCAAAAUCUCUUUCAACGCGAAUAACCCGAAUAAAUUACCCACCCUUUUGACAACUCUGCUUACGUCAGUUUGAAGUCUUCAUAUAUUUUAUCGAAAGAAAAAUAUAUCUGGCAACAUUUGUGUUGCCAAUUUUUCAGAAAUCCUGAAUCUGACGUAAGCAGAGAGGUUCGCAUAUUACGAACUCACAUUAUAGCGACCGUAAUUAUGGUGCGUAGAAAGCUGGAUAAUGAAAAAUUCGCAAUAUGUUACCUACCUUUUGACAACUCUGCUUGCCUCAGUUUGACUCUUCAUGUAUUUUGCAAGGAAAACAAUAAAUCUCGCAACAUUAGUGUUUCCAAAGCCCCAGUAAUCAUAAAACUGACGUAAGCAGAGCAGCGAUGGAAAAAAAUCACCUCUAGCGAUUUUGAAUACAUAUAAAGCAGGCCUAAGAUGCGUUGACAUCGUUGUCAGAAUGCGAAUAACAGGGUAUCGGUGUUGGUUCACUCUCUUUGCUUUCCUUUUUACGAUAUAUUGCUUGUCGUUUGUGUACACCACAACAUAUGAUUCUCAAUGUGCACAACUCGGUAUAUGAAGUUAUUCGUCUCUGUUACACAGAGCAAUCAGAUCUUGUUAUGUUCUUACCCAUGAAUAUGAAUUUUUGUCAGAAAAAGAAAUAAAAUGACAAUGUAUGCUCUCCUACUCUCGCUCAUGUCAACCGCUGCCGAAGUAGUCCCUUCUCCCACACUUUCCCUCUCACCGCACCACACCUCUGCUGCUGCUCAGGCGACAUGAUAUUCUUCUGCUACUAUUCUUUGUUCCCCUAACGACCGGCAUAUGGAGAGACAAACGCAACGAGCGAAUCGCUUCUCAGAGCAGAUGUAGUCUAGUCAUAUGUGUUUAUUUUCUCCCAGAAACCUACGCACCAUAUCAUCAUUUCAUUAUGUGUUGAGAGGAUUCAAGAUUAGUCGCGGUCUGUACACUUCAUGAUGUGUACAUGUGGAGAUUAAACGAUGAUUGCAUCAUAUUCGUUUCGUUUCCAUCACUGAAGCAGAGAGGUUCGCAAAUUACGAAAAGGCAUUAUAGCACCCGUCAAUAUGGUGCAUAAAAACCUGUAUAUAGGAUUGUUUUUGAGUUAUAAGGCAAUCCACGAGACAGUUGUAAUCGGCUGAUUUAAGUCUGUUUUCAACUUAUGACAGCUUUAUGUAUGUUCAAUCGGUCGCAACUUGAAUGCAAUCCGGAUCCAGAAGCGUGAAAAACAAAUGUUAUCCGAUCAGUAGCUCUAGUAUCGCGAGUACCAAUCCUAAAUACAACAAUAAAAAAUAACUUUUGAUAUUAUUGCCGACAUGAAAAGAUUUCGCUUAUGGUCGUGCUCUGGUUUUGCAGCUUGAAAAACAGCAACAAUAACAAACGUACAAGCAGUGCAAAGUCACCCGUGGAUUGCCUUAAGGCCUAAACACAAUGGAUACGUUGCGGCUGCGUUUGCGGCAAUUUGACAAUAGGGGGUUUUAAUUUGAAAAAAUACCUGCUUUUUCUUAUACUAAUCGAUAACCGAACUUCCAGCAGACAUUACGUAAUUUGUCUUAGAUCUCUACGAGUUUUCUUUGAUUUUAAAAUUGAAAAAUUAUAUUUGUUUUAAAUUUUCACUAACUGGCUAGGAACCAUUCAAAUAUUACAUAUCGCGGAAUCUGGCAAUUUUCAAUACCCACCCACCCCCACGUAACGCAAUUUUACAUGUUUAACACACGCAAAGUAACGCUUUGCUGAAUACCCCCAUACAUCUGAGCGCGUUAUGUAUUAUAUGAAUGAUCCCCUAGUAGUGCACAGAGUGACAUUGCUGUUGCUGGCUUUUUGGGGAAUAUAACCCUGAUAGUUAACUAACUACACUUUGUCCUAUCACUGUUUGUUUUUACAUUUUCCGGACUAUCCCGGACUACCCUUUUUCUGUCCCGGACAGUCCGCGCAAGAAACAGAGUGCAGUUUUGAAGACACCAACACAUUCACACGUAUGUGUCAUAUAAAAAAAAAUGUGUCAAAAUCGGUUUGUUUUGGUUAUCGUUCUUCGCGUGUCAAACAUCAGAUUGAAUUUUAUUCAUUUGUUAUUUUGUCAUUUUUCAGUAAAUUGGCAAAUUUUUCGUACAGUAGCACAAAUGUGAUAAAAGACAAUGGCGAUAAUGACCAAAACAAAAGUGACAGUUACCUCUGGUAUUACGCACACCAUUGCAACUGCUCGGGAAGUGUUUUUUUUUUUCAGCUGCAAAGCGUAGUCCGGGACGGGAUAGUCCUGCCGUAAAAACGAAUUCGACAUAAGUGACAUUUCUGCUCUGGACAAUUCUGCUGUGGCUUGUGGAAAAUAUAACCCUGGUUUACGUGUCAUGACAGGGAUGCCAGGUGUGAAGACAAGUCUUAAUAUUAAAAACAUUUGAGCGCGUGUGAAUAAGUGGAAGCCCUAUAGUCGGUUGAUUAACCUCACUCUAUUUAAUGUGUCACUGGAAGUUUUGUAAACUUUCAACGGGGACCGUGCUUACAGAUUUCUUAUGUAUAAAGACAUUAUUUGUAAAGUGUGAAAAUAUUUGAAAAGUUACCUGGCCUACCUGUGUCAUGAUUUCCAGAGUCUAUGUGUAUAUAGAGUCGCGCGAAGAGAAAAUCUAUCGUUUCGGCAACACAUUUUUGUACCGUUUGUUGCUAAGAACUAUACAGUUCUGUUUUCACCAUGCAUAAGCGAAUAUCAUUUUUUGAAAUUCUUCACAAGGUACACAGUUUUGAAAGAUUACACCCGGUGACGUUUUGUUAAAUUUAAGUGAACCAGUGUACAGGUUUAACGUUGGAUUAAGAUGUGUAAGUAAAACUUCGGAAAAACACAUAUUCUUUAUUACGCUCAAUUACAACACUUUUCAACCACUCCUAACAUUAUCACCUUGUUUAUUUACAUUGCUCGAUUGGUACCCUCGUUUGACACUGAUUUGGUUCCUUUGGUUUCAUCUUCACGGGACUCUCAUUAUAAACAUAGACUCUGAUGAUUUCUUGACGGUAGGGUAUGUCUUAAAACCACUUACGGUUGUUAAAAUUCGAAAUCGAUUUUUUCAAUAGUUUUGCUAUUUAAAUUAAGAAAAGUUAGUAAAAUAUGUAUUUCUUUUGACAUUUCUUAUCAAAAGAAAUAAUAAUAUAAAUACCCCUAGAACACCCUAUUAGGAACCAUUCAAAUAUUACAUAACGCGGAAUUUGGCAAUUUUCAAUACCCACUCACCCCCACGUAACGCAAUCUUACAUGUUUGACACACGCAAAGUAACACUUCGCUGAAUACCCCCCCCCCCCACCCCUUUGCGCGUUAUGUAUUAUAUGAAUGAUCCCUUAGCCCAUACAUUAUGCUGAUGACGAUAGGGUGAGGUUGCUCUUACUUCUGAGCUUACAACCUCAAAAAAUUGCAUGCAAGUUAUUACAAAAAAUAUACUUGAUGCGCAUGCGCUGUAUUUGCGUGUCAUUGGUGUCAUUCAUCAAAUGACAUUUCUGCAGUGAAAACGAAAAAUAAACCUCAUGUCAGGCUAGUUGCUGAAAACAAAGUGCGGUACUUUUCUUCUUUCUAAAAAUUAAAUACGCAGUAAAAUCAUGAAACGGUUGUACCCAAGGGAUCCAGGAGCAGGAUCCAGUGCGUCUUCUCCAGAGAAUGGCAACGGAGCCACCGGGUUUAAACAACCUCCAAGUGCACGGCUGAUCAAUUUACACAGACAGAGCCUACCUAUUUUCCAUGUUCGGAAGCAGAUAGUAGACGGAGUAAAGCGACACCAGACGAUGGUUCUGCUCAGUGAUACCGGUUCUGGCAAGAGCACCCAAAUUGCUCAGUACCUCUACGAAGAGAGUGUCAAUCAGGGGAAAAUGAUUGCAGUGACGCAGCCCCGUCGAGUAGCUGCAAUCACGGUAGCCAAACGGGUUGCUCAGGAGCAAGGAGGCACUGUCGGAGACGUUGUUGGAUACACAGUUCGGUUCGAGGAUGUUACAUCAGAGAACACUCAGAUAAAGUUCAUGACAGAUGGUAUUCUGUUUCGGGAGGCUUUGACGGAUCAGUUGCUUAAAAACUAUAAUAUUAUUAUACUAGACGAGGCCCACGAACGAACGAUUGCCACCGAUGUUUUGUUUGGGAUUGUUAAGAAAGCACAGCAAAUACGCCGGACGAAGCUAUUGGAGCCACUGAAGGUUGUCGUUAUGUCUGCCACAAUGAAUGUAGAUCAUUUUACCAAAUAUUUCAACAAUUGUCCAACCCUCUAUCUGCGAGGAAGUAAUUACACGGUCAAGAUCUUUCAAUGCCUAGACAACGUUCACUAUUUAGAAGCGUGUAUUACUACGAUAUUUCAAAUUCACGAGCAUCAGAAUAGUAGUAACGGAGAUAUUCUGGUUUUCUUGACGGGUCAAGAAGAAAUUGAAUCCACAGCUAGUUUAGUGCGGAGGCUAGCUAAAACUAUCUACCAACGCGAUCAUCUGCGGCUCGUCGUGUAUCCAAUGUAUGCAGCAAUGUCUCAACACAGUCAAAUGGACGCAUUUCUUCCGGCGCCUCCAUUCACGCGAAAAGUCAUUCUAGCUACCAAUAUCGCCGAAACUUCGAUUACCAUUCCUGGUAUUAAAUACGUUAUCGAUUGUGGCAGAUCGAAAGUUCGCGUUUUCAAUUCUCUGACGGGUAUUGACACCCUACAAGUAGAAUGGAUAUCAAAGGCACAAGCGUGGCAGCGAACGGGUCGGGCCGGUCGCAUUGAAGACGGAGAAUGUUACCGAGCCUAUAGUUCCAACGAGUACAAAGCCAUGGAGGCGCACAGUAAACCGGAGAUUCUCCGUUGCAAUAUUGCAGCAUCUGUGUUACAACUGCUAGCGCUGGGAAUCGACAGUCGCCAGUUUGAUUUCUUAGAUAAACCACCGACGGAUACUAUCGACAGUGCCCUGCAAGAGCUCAAAGAAUUAGGUGCAAUUCUUUCCGUUGAAACACCAGCACUUACACCUUUGGGCUGGAAAAUGGCAAAGCUUCCCCUAGAUCCGAAAUAUUCCAAAAUAUUACUUAGUGCAUCAGAGUUUGGUUGCCUCGAAGAAGCCCUCUCUAUAGUGGCAAUGCUCUCCAGUGAGAAUGUGUUCCUUAGCAGUAACCAAAAACGAGAACAGUUACUAACCGCUCACGCCAAAUUUCAUGCCAAAUGCGGAGAUCACAUAACUUUGCUGAAUGUUUUCAACGAAUAUCGGACGAAAGACAAACCCAAACGUUGGUGCUUCGAUAACUUUUUGCUCGAAAGGAAUCUCAGUCACGCGGCUGCCGUUCGACAGCAGCUAGUCGACAUUUGCCAAAAGCUUGGUCUUAAGUCAACCACCUGCCAUAACGAUCCGGUUCCUGUGGUGAAAUGUCUGCUCAGUGGAUUGUACAAAAAUGUAGCCACACUGCAAAUGGACAACAGCUAUAUAGGUAUGUUUAGUCGGGCUCGGUGCCGGAUCCAUCCAUCCAGCGUGUUGGCCGGGCGGGCUCGGCCUGCAUAUCUGCUGUUUACGGAACUGAUCAAAACGGGUAACAGCUACUUGAGAACGGUUAGCGAACUCGAAUAUCAGUGGAUUAUGGAUGAGCCAAACUGUGACUCCCUAAGUCUAUCAAGCGACAACAACCGAGGAAGCAAUACCAGCUACGCAACAAGCUAUCAUGGAAUUCGAUAAAAAGUUUGUGCCAUCCAUGAUAGAAACCCCUCUCCAACUUCAGCCUGUGCCAUUCGUGAUAGGAAGAAUAACAAUUCCCGAGCCCAGUGAAAUGGGUGGAGAGGUUUAGUGUGCAUUUUGUCACAAAAAUGAUUUAUUUGCAUUUAUUUCAAAUGCCAAUUCUGUUCAAUGUGUGUGCAUAUUGAACGAACAUCGCCCAAACAAAGAUAUAUGCAUAUUUUUCAAAUAUGUUAUAAAAACCAUGUUUAGUUGCAGUCAGAAGUUUUUACUUUUGAUGAAAGAGAAUACAGUAAUAAUUAUCAAUACUCUAAAAACCCUUUUAUUUUUGUGUUGAGAACUAAAAUGAAAAACAUCGCUCCAACUUAUGUACUUAUUCUUGUUUUUGUGCGAAUCACAUUCGUACGAAGGUUUCGAAUAUUUGGUUUUCUGUUCAUUAACCCUCUAGUGCCCAGUGCCGCCUCUAGGCGGUCUUCAGUCGAACCUCUAAAAAGCUUUAAAGAGAACUUAAAAAAUGUUUAUGAGGCUUAAUAGUGAUUUUUUCGAAGUCCGUCUAAAAAUUAAUUUGGGUACUAGAGGGUUAAGAACAUUGUACCAGUCAAUGAAAAGCUCAUAAAAUUAUUAUUGAAAUUUUUAUUAUAUUCGGUGAAGAAAGGAAAUUCUUGUUCAAUGUUGAGUAAAGCUGGGCCAUUAUAGUUUUCAAAUUUA
Messenger RNA from Wyeomyia smithii (pitcher-plant mosquito), 7966 nucleotides. It is a transcript of the gene ath, whose product is annotated as ATP-dependent RNA helicase DHX33. The record is from RefSeq and is a predicted model, not a curated record. Gene Ontology annotation, molecular function: ATP binding; RNA binding. Lineage: Eukaryota; Metazoa; Arthropoda; Insecta; Diptera; Culicidae. The transcript is spliced from 2 exons. Gene Ontology annotation, biological process: positive regulation of transcription by RNA polymerase I. Bases 5189 to 7261 code for a protein of 690 amino acids. Gene Ontology annotation, cellular component: nucleolus; intracellular anatomical structure.